AUGUUGCAGCCAUCACAGCUGCUCCUGGUGGCCUGCCUGCUGCUCCUUCUGUUGCACUUGGAGAAUGUCAGCGGUAAGCCGCCCACCAAGGAGCUGCCUCGCCCACUGAUUCCGCUGCAGGAGGAACAGGAGCAGGAGCUGGACUCCAAGACAGCAUUCCAGGGUCAGCGAAAUGGACGCUCACAGCGUCCCACCUUGAUGGAUGUGGCCCUGCAGCAAAGCGUGCGCCAGGGAUUGGAUGCCAUGGCCGACCUGUAUGGUCGCAUUCAGCCGGAGAUGCUUCGGAAUGGUCAAACCCUGCAGGACAAUCAUCCGGCUGCAAUGCUUUCCCGCUUCAAUGCCCCAACCACGGACUCGGAACGCCGGGAGAUGGCCGCCUAUGCCACCAUAGCUGCAGCCAAGGCCUUUCGGAAAAACUUCCAGCAUAUCGAUGAGCUGGCCCGCCAAUCGCACACGCAACGCAUCUCGUUGCGUCGGACAGCCUUGGAGGGUCUGUGUCCACCGCGGGAUCCGCCCCCGUGUAUGCCAGCCUCGGAGCGGUAUCGUACCCAUGAUGGCACCUGCAACAACAAGCGGCGUCCCAGGUGGGGUGCUGCCCAGAUGCCCUUCAAUCGAUUCCUGCCGCCGGAGUACGGAGAUGGCGUGGACACUGUAAGGAGUUCCGCCGAUGGCAGCACUUUGUCCUCAUCGCGAUUCGUGAGUUUGCUGGUCCAUGGAGCUAGGGAAGGUGAGGCGCCGCUUACUCUAAUGAUAGCCCAGUGGGGACAGCUGCUGGAUCACGACAUGACCUCAACGGCACAGCCACGCUCUAUCAACGGCUCCAUUCCCAGUUGCUGUGGGGGUAAGGACUUCCAUCCAGCUUGCUUCCCCAUCAAGGUGCCCCUGGAUGAUCCCUGGCUGGCGCCUCUCAAAGUGCGUUGCUUGGAGUUUCUGCGCUCGGCUCCAGCCCAGAGACGGGACUGUGUAUUGUCCUGGCGGGAACAGACCAACCAGGUGACCUCCUACAUCGAUGCCUCGCCCAUUUAUUCGAACAGUGCCAAGACCUCAGACAAUGCAAGAGUCUUCCGUCAUGGACUGCUCAUCUAUGGUCGUGGAGAUCCCGCCGAUGAUGUGUGCCAGCGGGGUGCCAUAGCCACCAAAUGUAUAAGGUCAGGAGAUGGUAGAAGUGGAGAGCAGCCGGGUCUGCUGGCCAUGCAUCAUGUCUGGGUGGGUGAACACAACCGAAUUGCCAUGGAGCUGAGCGAACUGAAUCCGCACUGGAGCGAUGAGAAGGUAUACCAGGAGACGCGUCGCAUUGUGGGUGCCAUGUUCCAGCACAUAACCUUCCGGGAGUUCUUGCCCGUCAUUCUGGGCAGGGAGGUGGCCAAGCUUUUCGAUCUGGAUCUGCUGCCCUCGGGCUACUACGAACGUUAUAGUUCCAAGGUGAAUCCCACGGUGGCCAAUGCCUUUGCUGCCGCCGCCUUUCGCUUUGGUCACUCGCUGGUCCAGAAUUCCUACACGAGAUGCGAUCGUCACCAUAAUGUGAUCAACAACAAUGUCAGUCUGCACGAGGAGUUCCAACGCGGUGACAUUGGCUCGGCAGGGUCACUCCAUCGCCUCUUGCGUGGUUUGGCCUCCCAGCGUGCUUUGAAAAGGGAUGAGUUUAUCACACCUGAGCUGACCAAUCACCUCUUCCAGACACCGGGCUUUCCCUUUGGCCUCGACCUGGCUGCCAUUAACAUUCAGAGGGGACGGGAUCAUGGGAUUGCCCCUUACAGUGCUUGGAGGGUGCCCUGUGGUCUCAGCCCCAUACACAGCUGGGAUGACUUUGCUAACGUGGUGGGUCCGGAGUCGGCUAAGCGUAUUGGCCACGCCUAUCGCAGCGUCCAUGACAUCGAUCUCUUUGUGGGCGGCAUCGCUGAGCGUCCUGUGGUGGGCGGCCUGGUGGGUCCAACCUUUGCCUGCAUCAUUGCCCAGCAGUUCAGCAAUGCCAGGCGGGGAGAUCGUUUCUGGUACGAGAACGGUGGCUUCGAGAGCUCCUUCACACCAGCCCAGCUGCACUCGCUGCGACGUGUGUCCCUGGCUCAGGUCCUCUGCCGAACGGUGGGCGGUGGCACGCUCCAACCCCAUGUGUUCAUCCCAGCAGAGUUCGAGGACAACGAGCGACAGAGUUGUGGAGUGGGCAGCCUGACGCCCAUCGAUCUGAGCCCUUGGCUGGAGCAAGAUCCCUUCCACAAUCAACAGGUGCCAGAGCAGGUAUUCAACAUGGGACAGCCGGAACUGGGCUCCGUGCAGGUCCUCAAGGAGGACAAGGCGGGCUUCUCGAACCGUGUGAGACCCACUAAGCCUCAGGUGGAACUUAACGCCAACUCCGGCACUGGUUUCCAUCGGCCCACGAAUGGCAGUCCCUCCAAAGUUAGCGACAAACUUGACCUCAAACGCAAGACUGUGACCACUACCAACAAGAACAGCAACAGUAACAACAACCGACAGACUACUCGCAAACCAGUGACUGGUGUCAACAACAAACUGGACAAAUCUCCAAAGAUCACCAUCAACCUAAAGACCGUGAAUGUACGCAGGCCAGAGGGAUCGGCUCCCAAGAGACGUGUGGUCAUAAACAAUGUGCCCGUCGAACUUCGAAGCUCAGGUGGUAAUGCUACCGACACGGAGACUGGUACAGGAACCUUGACUGAAGAAGAUGAGGACAAUGAAAAUGAGUUUGUAGAUGAAGAAGUAGAAGACAUGGAGGAAGUACCAGAGUUGAGGACUAGCCAGAAGGCAAGACAGACUAACUCAAACCAAACUGACACUACUACAAAAACUACUAAAGAGGAAUCCCCUCUUGGACAGAGUACAGAUAUCCCCAAGACCGAGCGACGUGACUCUAGAAAACUGGAAACCCAACAGGAGACGAAAACCCUAGACUCCCGACUAUUACACCUUCAACGCAAUCGCACCAGCACCCUGUCGGUACUCCAGACCAGCUCCACAGCCAGUUUGGGGCGAUCCACGCGACUGACCAAGGCACCCAAGACAAAUAAGCCGACCAAGCGGGGCGUCGAACUCAGACAAUACCAGAACAGACCGCUCUACGAGAGACCCCAGAAGGUGGUGGUCAACGGACCGAACGCCGACCAGUAUGAGAUCGAGAUCAACAUACGACAGACGAACAAGAGCCCCGGCUCGCGACCCUCCAUGACGGACUACUCGGAGUACACGACUGUCCACAAACCGUACUACGAAACGAAUUAUGCACCACACUAUGUGGACUAUGCGAGCACGACUCCCGUUCCUCUGCCGAGCUAUGGUUACCACCAGCCCCUGGCCGAGGUGAGCACUCAGGGACAGAGGACGAAGCCACCGACUAUUAUAUACCUGAACGACAACGACGACAGACGAACCACGACCCGAGCACCGAACAUCUUUCAAAACUUUUUGACCUUUGCCACGAACAGUUUUAAUCCCCUGGGGAACCGACGACCAAUGCCCACGACUCCUUCGCCCAUCUCCCAGAGCCACAAGGAACAGCGUCCCACCUUAGAGAACAAUGUUGUUCAUAGUCCCAUCAGCAUAGCUGGGAACUCGCACAUACUGACCGGAUCCUCCUCCUAUUCCCCACGACCGUCUUCAGUGCACUCCUAUCCGGUGUCCACCAGCUCCCAGAUAGGUGCCAAUCCCGCUUCCGGUUUUCUGCAUGCCUCCAGCAGCGCCGUGAGCGCUGGAAACUUUGGCAGCAUCUCUGGAGUGGCUAGUGCCAAUGGUGCGGACAGCACCUUUAGCUUCAAUAUACGACCACGACCUAGCCAGGAGUUGGGUUCAGCUGUGAGUUCCUAUCCGAGACCGCAGCAGAGCCAGGGGGGUGUAGUUGGAGGAUCCUACGGCCUUGUUGGGCCACCUUCCUACAGACCAGACUACCCGCCAGCACACAGUGAACUAUACUACGACAGAGAACUGAGCACGGACAGAAAUCCCAGUCCGUUCUCGGGCUCCAGUUCGAGUUCGAUCUACAGACCACAGACACAACUGCAGACUUUCUACGGACGGACACCGGAAGUCAAGGAGGCGGCCAACGGCAGCAACGAACUGACUCAGACCGAGCACAAACUCUACCUACAGGACUAUGACUAUGUGAGCAGAACCCUCUCGAACCUGACCACGGACGAAAGCAACCCGACUCCAGAUGAAGAAGACUACAACUACGACGAGGACUUACCUAGCAACGACCUGGACAAGACAGAGACCCGGAAGGAGACGGACCCAUCGGAAAUGUCUACCAAAAAGUUUGACAAGGACGGCUACAUGAGACCCCAACUGAUGCGCGACUCGACCAUCCACAACUCGACUGGAACGAACGUGACCUCUCUAGACGACAACUACGUAAUGCCCAUGCUGGCAAACAAGACGCAGACGAGCUACGUGACCGAGGUACCCAAGCCAAUGCUGUCCACCUCCAGCCGGACUGUGACGAACAGUAAGGUUACCGUCUUUCCCGACAGUCUGGGCAAGCAGCUGGGCAACGACAUACUGGCGGACGAGACGGAAGACUAUGACGAACGCAACUUGGAGGCACGCCAGAAGGCUCAGAGGCUCAAGCAGCUCGCGAGUGUGGCAUUCGCACCGAUCACAGUACUGACCAAACCGGACAGACCCGACAACUGGGUGAUCUACAACAAGGCCAGCGAGGAGCCACCCCUGCCGCAGCCACCGAUCAUCAAAUCAAAUGAUGUGGCACCCACCGGCGAAGUGCCCACGCCCAUCAAGAACUUUAAUAAUGCCUGGCGGAAGCAGGAUCUGAAGGCAGCUCAGCCGGAAACGACGCCGGUUACCAUCACAGCCAAGCUAGAGGAUGUGUCGACAAUAUCAACAACCACUGUGGCAGCAGCGGAGAGUAACUAGAAAUGCCAAAUUAGAUAACUUAUUUAUUUUAUUUAUAUAGUAAAAUCACGAAUUAAAGUCCAACUAUCAAUUAUUACCCCAACUGUGGUUUUAAUAGGAACUCAACUAGGGUUUAAUAAAGCUUCAAUUAAAGUUGGGAUACGAACCAAUCUCAAUGGAUUUCAACUUGAAUACUAACUAGUUUCAGCACAUUUGAACGAGGACACUAUUAUAGCGACCACUUUUUGUAGAAUCUGUAGAAUCUUUUUGCA
Molecule: messenger RNA, 5129 nt
Organism: Drosophila serrata
Lineage: Eukaryota; Metazoa; Arthropoda; Insecta; Diptera; Drosophilidae
Biological process (GO): response to oxidative stress
Molecular function (GO): heme binding; peroxidase activity
Source: RefSeq, a predicted model, not a curated record